This is a messenger RNA of Adineta steineri, 2535 nucleotides long. NCBI's taxonomy places the organism in Eukaryota, Metazoa, Rotifera, Eurotatoria, Adinetida, Adinetidae. The record is from the annotation of a GenBank genome assembly.
AUGCCCUUCAUCAAUGACAUCACUCAACUGAAUAAUGUUUACGUCUUCAAUGAUACUGAAAUCCUACAUGAAGAAUGGAUAAAAAAAUGGGAUAAAAUCAAGAGCGUUCAUUCCAGUAGCAAUGACUUAUGUCAAGCAUUACAACUGGAUGUCAAACAAUGCAGUCAAGACUCUAUUGCUGUGAGUUUUGUCACAGUAGAUGAAAUGGCUUCAAUUGAUAACUUGAAUCAGUUGGAGCCAACUUUUAUGUACACCCAAAUAUUCAAGGAUAUUCUUCUUGAUAUGGAACAUGGUACACAAGCCAUCAAACAAUUUACUGCUUACUGCCGAAAUAAUAACAGUGUGUCACCAAUCUAUAUUGACCGUUUUGAGAAAGAAUAUCGUCCUCAAUUAGCUAUCUGGUGGUAUUCUUUCCCAUCCAAUAUCUUUUCAAUACUCAAUUAUGCUCUUCGCUCUAUGAAAGGCGACACUAUCAUAAAUAUGGGUUUUUUCAUUCAUGAUCUGCACCAACAAAUUCAACAACUACACCAACAACAGCUUAAUAGUUAUCAUGGCAAACUAUUCAUAGUUUACCGGGGACAAGGUUUAUCCAAAGCGAAUUUCGAAAAACUCAAAAACACACAAGCUGGUUUGAUGUCUUUCAAUAACUUUUUAUCCACUAGUACCGAGCAAGACAUAGCUCUCGGACUUGCUUAUAGUGCGUCAGAAAAUGUGGACAUGGUUGGCAUUUUCUUCGUAAUGUCCAUUGAUCCUUGUAUUAAAUCAGCACCAUUUGCCUCCAUCAAAGAAGAGAGUUAUUUUGAGGGAGAAGAUGAAAUUCUCUUCUCAAUGCACACUGUGUUUCGGGUGAGUGCAGUUAAACAAAUGGACAAUAACAAUAAACUUUAUCAAGUUGAACUAAAACUAACAUCCGAUGAUGAUCAACAAUUACGACUACUUACUGAUCGAAUAGGAGAAGAAGUUAGUGGUGGUACUGGAUGGCAGAAAUUGGGUAACUUAUUACUUAAAAUCGGCCAGUUUAAUAAAGCUGAACAGCUUUAUAAAUUAUUACUCGAACAGACAUCUGAUAAGAGUGAAAAAGCAUAUUAUUAUGGUAGUCUGGGAUAUGUUCAUGCUAGCCAAGGUGAAUAUGAAAAGGCCAUUUGUUAUUACGAACAAGGACUUGAAAUUAUACAAAAAAUUUACACUUCAGAUCAUCGUGAUUGGGCUACUUCAUACAACAACAUCGGUAGUGUGUAUGACAAAAUGGGAGAGUACUCGAAAGCGCUUUCAUUUUACGAAAUAGCACUUGAAAUUCAACAAAAAAAUCUCCCUUCAAGUUAUCCUCAUUUGCGCAGCCCAUACAGCAAUAUUGGUACUGUAUAUCACAAGAUGGGACAGUACUUGAAAGCACUUUCAUUUUAUGAAAAAGCUCUUAAAAUUGCGCAAAAAACUCUUCCUUCAAAUCAUCCUGAUUUGGCUACUUCAUACAUCAACAUCGGUAGUGUGUAUGACAACAUGGGAGACUACUCGAAAACAGUUUCAUAUUACGAAAAAGGCGUUAAAAUUCUGCAAAAAACUCUUCCUUCAAAUCAUCCCGAUUUGGCUAAUUCAUACAGAAACAUCGGUAGUCUAUAUAACAAAAUGGGACAGUACUUGAAAGCACUUUCAUAUUAUGAAAAAGGCGUUGAAAUUUUGCAAAAAACUCUUCUGUCAAAUCAUCCCGAUUUGGCUAAUUUAUACCACAACACCGGUUUGGUGUAUAGUAACAUGGGAGAGUACUCGAAAGCACUUUCAUAUUAUGAGAAAGGUCUUGAAAUUGCGCAAAAAACUCUACCUUCAAAUCAUUCUCAUUUGGCUAAUUUAUACAACAACAUCGGUAGUGUGUAUGACGAUAUGGGAAAGUACUCAAAAGCACUUUCAUUUUAUGAAAAAGCUCUCGAAAUUCGACAAAAAAGUCUUCCUUCAAAUCAUCCUGAUUUGGCUGCUCCAUACAAUAACAUUGGUGGUGUGUAUGACAACAUAGGCGAGUACUCGAAAGCACUUUCAUUUUAUGAAAAAGUACUUCAAAUUCUGGAAAAAUCUCUGCCGUCAAAUCAUCCUCAUUUGGCUACUUCAUACAACAACAUCGGUUUGGUGUAUAACAACAUGGGAGAGUACCCGAAAGCACUUUCAUUUUACGAAAAAGAUCUUGAAAUUCUGCAACAAAGUCUUCCUUCAAAUCAUCCUGAUUUGGCAACUUCAUACAAUAACAUUGGUUUGGUUUAUAGCAACAUGGGAGAAUACUUGAAAACACUUUCAUUUUAUGAAAAAGCGCUUCAAAUUCUGCAAAAAUCUCUGCCUUCAAAUCAUCCUCAUUUGGCUGGUUCAUACAGCAAUAUCGGUACUGUAUAUAUCAAGAUGGGGGAGUACUUGGAAGCACUUUCAUAUUAUGAACGUGCUCUGGACAUCUCGCAGCACGCAUUACCUCCAACUCAUCCUAAUAUUAAACAUUUGAAAAUGAGUAUUGAAAUUGUAAAAAAGAAAUUGUAUAAAGAAUAUUUCAUAAAUAAAUAA